Molecule: messenger RNA, 555 nt
Organism: Annulohypoxylon truncatum
Lineage: Eukaryota; Fungi; Ascomycota; Sordariomycetes; Xylariales; Hypoxylaceae
Exons: 1
Coding region: 227-421 (64 amino acids)
Source: RefSeq, a predicted model, not a curated record
AUUACGACCUUGACUUACCUGGGAGGGCUGCGAGGGCUGCGAGGGCUGACUAGGGCCAUUGACGAUGAAGCCCUUUCGAGAUACGCUAACACCGGCUAGGCGGGAGGACGAUAAAAAAAACAAGGUAUAGGUUGGUUCUUCCCAUCCACGGGAGAGCAGGGUAUGCUGGGUAUUGUAUACAAGUAGUAGUUCACUGCGCCAUCCGCGAACAUGGGGACAUGGGGACAUGGGGGUUUAUGGUUUGACAUGUCUGGGGUGGAAGUUGGUGGUGGUGGUGGUUGUCGUGUUGGUGUUGUCAGUUCCAGAUCGGACGCAGAAGCGAACGGAACGGUGUGAAUGGUUUAUGUGUGGUUGCGUAGGGUUCUGUAUGGUUCUGAUGUACGGCGGUAUAGCCUGGUCGUGUAUAGUAUGUAGUGCGUAGUGUGAGGUUGUGGUCUAGAUAUGCAUGUGUGUGCGUGUGUGGUGUGUAAUGUAUAGCGUGUACUAAUGUGUGUGUGAGUGUUCGAAGUUACCGGGAACAAUGGAACAAUAUUUGCGAAUAAAACAUACUUUUUG